Molecule: messenger RNA, 889 nt
Organism: Sinocyclocheilus grahami
Lineage: Eukaryota; Metazoa; Chordata; Actinopteri; Cypriniformes; Cyprinidae
Gene: ifi27.7
Product: interferon alpha inducible protein 27.7
Exons: 4
Coding region: 82-396 (104 amino acids)
Biological process (GO): release of cytochrome c from mitochondria; intrinsic apoptotic signaling pathway
Cellular component (GO): mitochondrial membrane
Source: RefSeq, a predicted model, not a curated record
GCCAACCGCCAUUAAACACAAAAGAAGAAGAAGAAGAAGGAAGUAGGCUGUUCUCGCUCUGUAGUUUAAUGUAAACCGAACAUGUCGUGGGGUCAAUUCAUUGGGAUUACAGCUGGGACUGCUGCUGGUGCAGUACUUUUGGCCCCCGUUGCGCUCAGCGUGGCUGGGUUCACCGCCGCCGGUAUCACGGCAGGUUCUACGGCUGCUGGCAUGAUGUCCUCAGCAGCCAUCACCAGCGGUGGGGGUGUGGCUGCGGGAAGUUUGGUCGCUCUCCUCCAAUCUGCAGGUGCUGCUGGUAUGUCUGCAACAGCAACAGCUGGCGUGGCAUCUGUGGGCGGUGCUGCAGGAGCUCUAGUAAGUGGAGCAUUUGGUUUCUUGAAGAGGAUGAGGAAAUGAGAAAUGUACUGGAGUCCAAAGAGCUUCUGUUCACAGCCGGCUACCAUGAAAGGAGUUUAGCAGCAGCCACUGUGUGUUUAAAGUAAUUGUGUGUAGCUUGAUUUGAAACCAUUUAUAACAUUUUGAAAAUAAGAAUGUAAGCACCCAAAACUUUAGAGAUAUUGAAAAAUCUGUGAUUUUUCAUUUGGCACUUUGUAACUAAAAUUAUGCAUGAUUCUACAGCUUUUUUUUUUUUUUGAAUUAUUCAUACUGUUUUUCAUAGAUUGCGAAAAUGUGACUACUUUAAAACGAAUCCAUGUAGUAAAUUCAUGUAGCUAAUAAUGUGACUAGAAAUUUGAAUUCUGUCGCCGGAAUUCUGAUUUAAUAAAGUAAUAAAAUAAUUGUGAAGCCUGAGAAUGAAAAACCAAACAGAGUUUUGUCUUUGUCUUGCUUAAAUUUUCUGCAGAAAAUGAUCUGGUUUACACACAGCUUGCUGUCUGUGAGCAAAGAGAUG